AUGGAAAACGAUACCGCUUCUACAACAUACCAAUCAAAGCUCAAAUCUCAGUUAGAGCUCUUAAUCGAUUUUGAAGACGAUAAUAGAGACGAUGGUGUUGGGUUGAAAACGUUUUACCCAUGCCCAUUUUGCGAAGACGAUUUUGAUCUUCUAGAGCUAUGUUGCCAUAUUGAUUUGGAACAUCCUAUUGAUGCCACUUCUGGGCUUUGUCCUGUUUGUGGCAUGUGGGUGGGAACAGAUUUGGUUGAGCACAUAACAGCUCAACAUGGAAACCUAUUUAAGAGUAAUCUCAAAUCAAAAUACCAUAAACAUGAUUUGUACCCGAAACUUUCCUUUUCAAGAAAGGGUGGACGGGAUGGACACUGGCAAUCUUCUUCUGACGGGUUGUCGUCGCCUAGGAUGUCAACCUCCAAGGCGGCUUCUGAUCCAUUUCUGUCAUUUGUAUGUGGCUCACCUGCUUCUGGUGAAAAUGAAAAUGUGCAGCCUGAUUCUUCAAGUGAAUCAAGCAUUGAAGAAAUACACUCAGAUGAUACAUUGUUAGAAAGAGAUGCUCCACCUUUAUGUGAGAAAGAGAAAGUGGAGAAAGCAAGGCGAAGUGAGUUUGUACAAGGGCUUUUGUUUUCUACUAUUCUUGAUCCUGACUUUUGA
Messenger RNA from Lathyrus sativus (Indian pea), 648 nucleotides. Lineage: Eukaryota; Viridiplantae; Streptophyta; Magnoliopsida; Fabales; Fabaceae. The record is from the annotation of a GenBank genome assembly.